AUGGACUGGGCUUCAUAUUAUGAUAGGCUCGAGGGAUGGGUUAACCAGCAGUAUGAUGGUAUAGCCAGUGCACAAAGGCGUCUUGAAAAAUCUCUGCAGGAGCAACAGAAAUACCUUAGUGCAAAUGCACUUGCUCUUAAAAAGUACAAACAAGAGAUGGGGUUGUUUCAGUCUUUGUAUUCCCGCGGUACCACUACUGAUGACACCACCUCGCAAAUAGAUGGACGACAAGGAGCACAGUCUCGGCGUUACAUAAUACCUCACCCAUGUCGUCGAAUUGCAGCUGAAUGCAUAGAUGUUACAAUAAUGAUGAUACUAAAGCUGACUGUAUUGUAUUUCUUCAGGAAUGACUCAAGUGUGAUUGAGCUUGCUAAAAGUAUUGGUUCAGACAUCCUGUCUGGUGUCCCAGAAUAUCGAACGCUACGGCACGCACAUGGCUGGGCGAAGUCGGAAUUCAGUGGCAAAGAUUUUCAAGUUUCAAGCAUUUGGAGGUUGUUCUUCUUCGCACAUAUGGGUGCAAGGGAAGAUUUUUUCGAUUUCGAAAUGUUAAUCCUAGUCGAUCAGAUUGGCCGAUUUCUUAGCGCCCUUCUAGAGGCUAUGCUAAUCAGACGAUCAAUUUUUGGAUCUGAUCCUGGGGGUGCGACUUUGGGAAAAUGGCUGAUGAACCUUAAAGUCGUUUCGUGUGAGGAAAUCAUAGCUUUUCCAGAUGUUGUAGAAGUAAUCCCAGGCGCGGAUUUGGGAAUCAUUCGAGCACUAGUACGUUCGUUGCUGAAGAGUACAAACUUCCUUACUUUCUUUUCAUUUGUUUGUAUGAUGUUGUUUCAAUAUCACCGGUGUACUUACGAUAUAAUUGCUGGAACUUUAGUAGUACAACCUAUUCCUCAAACUAAUGAACCAAAUAAUGAAGUAACUCCAAAAAUGCCCUAUACUACAGCACACUUCUUCUUUCACUGA
This is a messenger RNA of Trichobilharzia regenti, 954 nucleotides long. The record is from the annotation of a GenBank genome assembly. Lineage: Eukaryota; Metazoa; Platyhelminthes; Trematoda; Strigeidida; Schistosomatidae.